CCACGUGGGCAUAGCGUCAUUUCCCGUGUGUGCACGAUCCGUGUGUACUGGCUAACUGCUUUUGUUAUAAGCUAUCUCUGUUUGUUAGUAGUUAGAAACAUAUAAAGGUUCCGUAAUUAGAAUAGCUGUUGUGAUGGCUGAAGCGAUUCAGAAGAAAUUACAGUCAGAGCUGGAGAAAUAUCAACAACUGCAAAAAGAUGUCAGUAAAAGUAUGUCAGCAAGACAGAAGCUAGAGGCACAGUUAACUGAAAAUAAUAUUGUUAAGGAGGAGCUUGCAUUGUUGGAUAGCCAAAAUACAGUUUACAAACUAAUUGGACCAGUUUUGGUCAAACAAGAUCUAGAUGAAGCCAAAGCAACAGUGAGCAAGAGAUUGGAAUACAUCAAUGGUGAAAUUCAGCGCUAUGAAACUUUACUGAAGGAGAUGGAGAGAAAGUCUGAGCAGCAUCGGGAAGUUCUCUCCAGCCUGCAGCAGGAGUACCAGCGCGCUCAGGGUCAGGCCGUUGGGAAAGUCUAAAUGGAUUAUGAAGCAAAACUUAUCCAGCAAAACUCAGAGACUCAAAAUGCCUGCUAAUAACACAUGCUUGUUCACAUGUAUAUUAACAGAAUUCUGUAGAUUUUUAGUUUGAUGCUUGUAGGCUAUCAAUAAAUUUUCUUUAUUUA
Messenger RNA from Carassius gibelio (silver crucian carp), 660 nucleotides. RefSeq names its product prefoldin subunit 6 (gene pfdn6). Gene Ontology annotation, molecular function: protein-folding chaperone binding. Gene Ontology annotation, biological process: chaperone-mediated protein complex assembly; protein folding. Gene Ontology annotation, cellular component: cytoplasm; prefoldin complex. The coding region runs from base 134 to 514 and encodes 126 amino acids. The record is from RefSeq and is a predicted model, not a curated record. NCBI's taxonomy places the organism in Eukaryota, Metazoa, Chordata, Actinopteri, Cypriniformes, Cyprinidae. The transcript has 4 exons.